This is a messenger RNA of Tribolium castaneum (red flour beetle), 1226 nucleotides long. RefSeq lists its product as uncharacterized. The transcript is spliced from 4 exons. Gene Ontology annotation, molecular function: phosphatase activity. The record is from RefSeq and is a predicted model, not a curated record. NCBI's taxonomy places the organism in Eukaryota, Metazoa, Arthropoda, Insecta, Coleoptera, Tenebrionidae. The coding region runs from base 331 to 1176 and encodes 281 amino acids.
UUCAACUAUGAACGCUUUUAAAGCAACAAAGGUCAAAUCACACGCCAUUGUAGUUAACGGUAUUUUGUACAAAACCCCGUUGAUUAUUGUUAAACAAGAGUUUAGAUAUAAGUGAAUUCAUAUGUAAAGAUUAGUUCAAGGUUAAACCGCAGAUACGAUUUUUUUCCUUUGUGGAUUGUUGAAGAGACCGAUAAGAAUCGUUUUAGUUAAAAACUUGUGUAUGUUUAUUUUUGUGUCAAUUUUACUUCAACAUGAAAGACUUAAAGUCGCUGAGUAAGACAGAGUUUGAAGGAUUUUUGAAUUCUUUUGAUCGGAUUUUAUCCGAUAUUGAUGGUGGGUGUAUUAUGGCUUUCCCUUGAAAGCAUCCCUGGAACAGAAUUGGCAAUAAAGUCAUUGAAAACCAAGUUCCACAAAGAGAUUAUUUUUGUCUCAAAUAACUGUACAAAAAGUCACGAUUGUUACUUUAAGCAGCUCAGGAGCGCUGGUUUUGAUAUUGAAAAGGACAAUUUAGUCACUCCAGCACUAGCUAUGAUUUCCUAUUUGACAAAAAAGAAUUUCGAUAAAGAAAUCUACGUUAUUGGAAUGACUUGCUUGAAGCAAGAUUUCGAAAAUUCGGGUUUGAAAGUCGCAGAAGAUGCACCGGAUCGCAUCAAAGAAACCAUUCAAGACCUUGCCCUUCACGCAAUCGUAGAUAAUGAAAAAGUUGGUGCCGUAAUAGCGGACGCUGAUAUUAAUUUAAAUUACGUGAAACUACAAAAAGCUGCCACUUUUUUAAAACGUCCAGAUAUGAUUUUUAUCACAGGGGCCACCGAUACAAAGGUUCCAGUUGGGUUAAAUAAUGUGCUCAUAGGGCCUGGAUAUUUCCAUAAGAUUUUGGAGGAUUUGACUGGAAGAAAGCCACUUCCAAUGGCCAAACCUAGCUUGCAUUUGAAUGAAUUUAUAAUUGAAAAAUUUGGGUCGAAAGACACAUCCAGAGUUUUAUUUAUUGGGGAUUCUGUUAUGGAGGAUAUGGGUUUUGCGACGAAAUGUGGGUACAAAAAAUUGCUAGUUUUGAGUGGUUUAACUAAAAAAGAAGCAUUGGAAGAGUGGAAGUAUCCUCUGGAGUAUAAACCGGAUUUUUAUGUGGAUAGUUUAAAGAGUGUUGAAGUUUUAAUUGAGCGCCAUUUUGGUAUAUAAUAAACUCUAAAAUAAGUGCUGUGCAAAUUUAAAUAAAUGUUUUGCACGUA